This is a messenger RNA of Tremella mesenterica DSM 1558, 1716 nucleotides long. RefSeq lists its product as uncharacterized. Bases 1 to 1716 code for a protein of 571 amino acids. Gene Ontology annotation, molecular function: threonine deaminase activity. The transcript has 8 exons. Gene Ontology annotation, biological process: L-threonine catabolic process. The record is from RefSeq and is a predicted model, not a curated record. NCBI's taxonomy places the organism in Eukaryota, Fungi, Basidiomycota, Tremellomycetes, Tremellales, Tremellaceae.
AUGACCAUAGAAUACUCUUCCACCGCACCAGAGCCACCUUCGGCAUUGAAGCACUCUCAAAACGGACACUCUGAUGAUGAUAUCCCUGAUCAUCUGUAUCAAACUCUCCCGCCUCAUUUCAUGGAGCGUGACAGCAAUGGACGAUUGGUACCCGACUACCUGCGUAUGAUCCUGUUAUCCAAGGUCUAUUCAGCGCCCUUAAACCUUCAAGAAACCCCUCUUACACUUGCAGUGAAUCUCUCAGCGCGACUUGGCAACGAGAUCUGGCUCAAGAGAGAGGAUCUCCAACCCGUCUUUUCCUUCAAAGUUCGCGGAGCAUACAACAUGAUGGCCAAUCUUUCCCAAGCGGAAAAAGAAAAAGGGGUCAUUACAUGUAGCGCAGGAAAUCACGCACAAGGCGUUGCCUUAUCCGGUCAUGCCCUCGGUAUCCCUUCUGUCGUCGUGAUGCCAGUGUCCACCCCUUCAAUCAAAUGGCGAAAUGUUCAAAGACUCGGAGCCAAAGUUGUUCUUCACGGACAAGAUUUCGAUGCCGCCAAGGCCGAAUGCCUCCGACUGGCCGAGAAAGAUGGUCUUACUUUCGUCCCUCCUUACGAUAACCCCUUGAUCAUCGCUGGUCAGGGUACGAUCGCCGUGGAGAUUUGUCGGCAGAUGAAAGAUUGUGCUGAAGUCGAUGGUGUCUUUGCAAGUAUCGGAGGAGGAGGGUUGAUAGCGGGAAUAGCAGCGUAUAUCAAACGUAUAGCUCCUGCGGUGGGGGUUUAUGGGAUUGAAACUCACGAUGGGGAUGCUAUGGAACGUAGUUUGAGGAAAGGGAAGAGAGUCAUGUUAGAUGAAGUUGGACCUUUUGCAGAUGGGACAGCAGUGAGGAUAGUAGGAGAAGAGACUUUUAGAGUUUGUAGGAAAUUACUGGACGGAGUGGUGAAAGUUGGGAAUGAUGAGAUUUGUGCGGCUAUCAAAGAUAUAUUUGAAGAAACUAGAUCCAUACCUGAACCAUCAGGGGCGUUAGCGUUAGCAGGCUUGAAAGCGCACAUAGAAAGAAACGGUCUACAAGGGAAAAACAAACGUUUUGUCGCUGUUGUCUCUGGGGGGAAUAUGAACUUUGGUAGAUUACGAUUCGUGGCGGAGCGUGCGGAGAUAGGAGAAAGAAGAGAAGUAUUAAUGUCUAUUCGAUUACCUGAGCGUCCUGGAAGCUUUGUAAACUUUUACAACCUUUUAGAUAAUCGAGCCGUCACAGAAUUUUCAUAUCGGUAUUCAUCACCUACAACAGGAUACAUAAUAACUUCUUUCAUCUUACGAUCUUCUUCUUCAACUGCUUCCGGUCCCACUCCCGAAGCUCGAGCUGAAGAAGUGGCAAAGCUCAUUUCGACUUUCACGGAGAAUGGUAUCGAAGCUGUGGAUUUGAGUGAGGAUGAAUUUGCUAAAUCACACGUUAGACACCUGGUAGGAGGGAGGAGUGUGGUGGAACAUGAGAGGAUAUUCCGAUUUGAAUUCCCUGAAAGAUUAGGUGCUUUGGGUCAAUUUUUGAAGAGUGUAAAGGCAGAUUGGAAUAUCUCUUUGUUUCAUUAUCGUAAUCAUGGUGCUGACGUAGGUAAAGUCCUGGUAGGGAUUCAAGUCCCUCCGUCCGAUUACGCAACAUUCGAUGAAUUCCUAAGUGAUCUAGGUUAUCCUUAUGUGGAAGAAACUCAGAACGUCGCUUAUAAAAACUUUUUGUGUAUUUGA